AUGCCGGCAAGACGAAGCGUCGAUAAAAGCCCCGCCUCUCCGGCGGCGGCAACUCAAACGGCUUCUGCCCCACCAAGCUCCCGGAGAGCUCCCCGUCUGCUUUGCCUGGUCGGCCUGAUUCUGUCCUGUUUGGUCGUUUACGGAUUAUUUACGCCCCAAGAAGUUUUCUACGAUGGCGGGAAGUGGUUUCCCGGCAGCUUCAACACCGCGGACAUCGAUGCGGAGAAUGACCUGUAUCUUCUCGGCGCCGGCCGCGCUGACAUUACCGGUCCGGUUGUGGAGAUCAACAUGAUGGGUUACGCGGAUCCCAAACAGGUCGGUUCUGGACUUCGACAGAGGUUGUAUGCCCGUGCUUUCAUCGUCGGAAGCGUUGACAGACCUGACGAUCGAUUCGUCUACGUUAUCCUGGACACCCAGUCUGGAGACACCGCAGUGCGUUACGGCGUCUUACGUGGAAUCGCGGACCUAGGCUACGAGUACUCCAUGUAUGGACACCAUAACCUGGCUCUCACCGGCACACAUUCCCACUCUGGGCCGGGUGCCUGGCUCAACUAUCUUCUACCGCAGAUCACCAGCAAGGGAUUCAACAAGCAGAGUUAUCGGGCUAUCGUUGACGGCACGCUGCUGGCAAUUCGGCGUGCGCACGAGAGCUUGGAGCCGGGUCACCUAAGCGUUGGAACUACAAAAGUCAAGGGCGCCAACAUCAACCGGAGUUUGUAUGCGUACAUGGCAAACCCCGAGGAGGAACGCUCUAGGUACAACAUCAGUGCCGAAGAAGACGGGUCCGUCGAAAAAGAUUUGACUCUGCUGAAGUUCCAGCGAGCUUCUGAUGGCAAGAGUAUGGCUGUUUUGACUUGGUUCCCAACCCACGGCACCUCCAUGCUUGGCAACAAUACUCUCAUCUCGGGCGACAACAAAGGCGUCGCGGCCUGGCUUUUCGAGAAGAGUGUCCGAGGGCAGGAUCACGUCACCCGGAACUUCAUUGCGGGCUUUUCGCAGGCCAACAUGGGAGAUGUCAGCCCCAAUGUCCUCGGCGCUUGGUGCGAAGAUGGCAGUGGCUCGCAGUGCGACUUCAAGACGAGCACCUGCGGCGACGGCAAGAGUCAGAAGUGUCACGCGAGAGGCCCCUUCUUCCGAAAGAAGGAUAAUGGAGCGUCAUCAUGCUACGAAAUUGGCAGAAGACAGUUUGAUGCUGCCAGGAAGCUCCACGAUCAAAUGGGUGACAAUGCCCAGCGAGUGCGCGGAUCGUGGGUCAAAUCCUUCCACACCUUCCACAACAUGUCAGAGUUCGAGUUCGAACUUCCCAACGGGACUGAGGUUCGAACUUGUCCUGCGGCAUUGGGAUACUCAUUUGCGGCGGGUACCUCUGACGGACCUGGGGCUUUCGACUUUACUCAACACGACUCGAACUCUUCGAACACAUCGCCUUUGUGGAAAGUAGUCUCCGGGCUACUGAAGGCACCAACUCAGGAUCAGCUUGCAUGUCACGCCCCUAAGCCCAUUCUGCUAGACGUGGGCGAAGUUUUCAACCCGUAUCAGUGGACCCCCAACAUUGUCGACAUCCAAGCUUUCCGAGUCGGUCAGCUGGUUAUUAUUGUCAGCCCUGGCGAAGCGUCGACCAUGGCCGGACGUCGAUGGAAAGAUGCCGUCAGGGAUGAGGCCGAGUCUUUGUUCGGAGGAGAGACUGAAGUGAAACCUAUCGUGGUCAUUGGCGGGCCGGCGAACAGUUAUACACACUACAUCACGACCCAGCAGGAAUAUGCGAUCCAACGAUACGAAGGCGCGUCAACGCUUUACGGGCCAUACACGCUGGACGCAUACAUCAAUCGUACUCUGACAUACCUCCCGUCGCUGGGCGCUUCGUCAGCCAAAGCACCGCCUUCCCACGCUGGCCGACCUUUCCCCCCGGACAACAGCGAUCGUUCUCUGAGCUUCAUUACUGGCGUUGUGCGAGACGGAACGCCUGUCUUCCGUAGCUUCGGUGAUGUGAAGGAAGACGUGAGAGAGAAGUACUCUAUUGGUGAGGUUGUGCGAGCUACGUUUGUAGGCGCAAACCCACGCAACGACCUCAAGCUCGAAGGAACAUAUGCCUCUGUUGAGCGCCUUGUCAUUGACCGAGGGGGAAUCACUAAGUGGGAUGUUGUUCGAGAUGACCAGGAUUGGGGACUGAUCUUCCACUGGAAGCGGACGAGCGAUCUCCUCGCCACCAGCGAAGUCGAGAUCGUAUGGGAGACGGAGGAGGAUGCGGAACCAGGGACGUACCGCUUCCGCUACCAUGGAGAUUCCAAGGCUCUAGGGGGGAAGAUUACUAGUUUUGAGGGUACCAGCGGACAAUUCGACUUGCUUUGA
Messenger RNA from Colletotrichum karsti, 2349 nucleotides. Its product is annotated as neutral/alkaline non-lysosomal ceramidase. The record is from RefSeq and is a predicted model, not a curated record. Gene Ontology annotation, molecular function: N-acylsphingosine amidohydrolase activity. Lineage: Eukaryota; Fungi; Ascomycota; Sordariomycetes; Glomerellales; Glomerellaceae. The transcript is spliced from 2 exons. Gene Ontology annotation, biological process: sphingosine biosynthetic process; long-chain fatty acid biosynthetic process; ceramide catabolic process. Gene Ontology annotation, cellular component: extracellular region. The coding region runs from base 1 to 2349 and encodes 782 amino acids.